This is a messenger RNA of Maylandia zebra (zebra mbuna), 1942 nucleotides long. Its product is annotated as piggyBac transposable element-derived protein 3. NCBI's taxonomy places the organism in Eukaryota, Metazoa, Chordata, Actinopteri, Cichliformes, Cichlidae. The record is from RefSeq and is a predicted model, not a curated record.
UUGUUGCCAAAGUUUAUCACUGUCAUUUUCGACUCACAAUAAAAAAUCUCAAAGGUACUAAUGCAACUUUUUCCACUUAUAUGCUAGUAGACAACUUAGACAAAGGUUUUGAUUUUUAAAAAAUCGUUUCCAAGUGCUUCCUAUCGCAUGACAUCAUCUGCUUCCCGCUCUUUCUGGCUGAAGACAUGGCGGAUGCAAAUCAUCCUGGAAAGAGGUACACCGUAGCAGAGAUCCUGGCCAUGCUGCAGGACUCUGAAACUGUGGCGGACAUCACAGUUGUGCCUGAGUCAGAAAUGCACGCACAUGACACAGACUGUGACAGUGACCAAUCUGAUGAUGAGGCCACUGGUGACCAUAACCGCCUCCCAUCAAGAAUACUCAAAGGUGAAGGCUUUCUACCUAAUUCGGACAUGCAGCUGCCAAAUCCCCCCGAUGAUGAUCCUGGGUGCUCAUCCUCAAACCAAGACAGGAAAUUCAAAAAAAUCAAAAUUGCGGCCAAAGCACCAGCACAAGCCAACAAAAAAUAUCAGAUCCCUCGCUAUAUCCCCAAAGAACAUGAUCCUGGCUUCACAUCAGAUGAUCCAGUGGAUAUCUUCCUCACAUUUUAUCCCAAGUCCCUCAGAGAUGUCACACUGGAAAUGUCCAAUCUCUACGCUGAACAAAAAGGGAAAACGCUCAACCUGACUGAGGAUGAACUUCUUACAUUCUACGGUAUUCUGUUGAUCAGUGGAUACAACACAGUCCCAAGGCGGCGUCUUCUCUGGUCAGACGAUUGUGAUGUCAGCAACAAUGCUGUAAAAGAUGCCAUGCGGAGGAACAGGUUUGAUGAAAUUAUGUCUUCUGUUCAUUUAGUAGACAACAUGAAGAUCACAGCUGACCCGUUCUUCAAGGUGCGUCCCCUUUUUAAGCAUCUAAAUGACAUCAACAACGCAAUCCCGAUAGCAGAACAUGUGGCAGUAGAUGAGAUGAUGAUUGAGUAUUUUGGAAGGCAUGGGUGCAAACAGUUUAUUAGAGGGAAGCCUAUUCGUUUUGGGUAUAAAAUAUGGAGCUUAGCAUCCUCCUCCGGGUUUGUCCAUCAGAUGGAGCCAUAUGUAGGAAGCCACACACAUCUGGUGGAAACUGGAUUUGGUCAGGGUCCAAGUGUGGUUCUUGGCCUGGCAGAGAAAGCUGAAGUGCCACCUGGAGUCAAGUUUUACCACGACAACCUCUUCACAACCCUGUCCCUGGUGGAUGAGAUGACCCUGAGAGGCUAUGGCAGCUGUGGCACGAUGCGACAAACUCAGCUCCAUAACGUUCCCUUCACAGCACCCCAGACCUUCAAGAAGACACCCAGAGGAGAUGCUGAGUAUCUGGUUGAGGCAGAGAAGCUGAUUGUAAGGUGGAAUGACAACAGCGUGGUCACCGUGGUGUCGAACAUGGAGAGGGAGUUCACCGAAACUGAGGCGAAGAGAUGGAAUAAACAGAAGCGGACUAUGGACAAGGUCAGACAGCCCAAGUGUAUCCAGGACUACAACACACACAUGGGAGGAGUGGACCUGCAUGACCAGUUUGUCAGCCGCUACAGAGUCAACAUCCGGUCCAAGAAGUGGUGGUGGCCAUGCUUCAGCUGGGCCCUGAACAGUGCCAUGGUGAACAGCUGGUGCUAUUACAGGUCCUGGAAAAGCGGGGAGAAGGAUCUCCUCUCCUUCCAGAGGCUGGUAGCCCAGACCCUCCUCCUGCGCCAUGGAACAAAGCCAAGUAGGCAGGGCAGAAGAUCUUCAAUGGCGGUGGCGAUAACUGAUGCCACCAGGUUUGAUAAUUUGAACCACUGGCCCUGCAACACUGGUAGCAGGUACAAGCGAUGCAAGAACUGCGGCGGACGCACAUCAUUUGCGUGUGGAAAGUGUGAUGUGCCACUACAUGUGGAGUGCUUCAAGAAGUACCACACUGAGUAGAACAUGCA